CAGUCCUGAUUGAGGAAAGAUUAUUUACCAGCUUUCUAAAGGAUUACAGUGCAUGUAAUUGUUGUGUAUAAGAAAUAGAAAAUUAUUUCAUGCCAAUUUAAUGGUUGGAUACAAUGGAUUUAGAUCAUAGUUACAGAGGGAAUCUAUCUUCGUUCUAACCUGCUGUUUUCCACUAAUGAGGAAAAAUAUCGAACUUUGCAGUUGGAGAUGUUAAGAGAUGAAUGAGCUAUUUUGAGGGAGACUAGAGUAAGAAGUUUAUUUACAGCAGUUUAUGAUCACUUACUUGUGAAAGAUUCCAUGGUGAAAUUCAUCUCCAAUGAAUUUAUAUUUGUUAAUCAUGAGCCAAGAAUAAAAGAACAUGUACACAAUGAAAUGGUGGCUAGGCCUGUGUUUUUUGUGUGGCUGGUCAGGAGCCCUGGUCAUCAUCCCACUGAUCACAGAUGACAGGAAACUCAACCACAUGGUACUUAACAAUGAAACACUGUUUAUUGGAGCAACAAACUACAUCUAUCAGCUUAGCCCAGAUCUUGAGAUGGAAAUGAAAAUAAUCACUGGACCUCAAAAUGAUUCACAGAAAUGUGGAGUAGAUCUAGAAAAUUGUUCCUUCAAACCUGACUUAUCUCCUACUGACAAUCACAAUAAAAUUUUACUGGUGUUUUCUGAUAGGCUUGUGGUCUGUGGAAGUGUAUUCCAAGGAAAAUGUGAAAUCAGGGAUUCUCAUAAUAUAAGUGAUGUUUUAGUGCAGGGAAACACAGCAGUGGCAUCCAAUGAAGUUGAUGUAAACACUAUUUCUUUUAUUUCGCAAGUCUACAACAGUGCUACUCUUAAGAUGGAACCAAUGAUGUAUGUUGCAACUGAAUUCACAAAGUUUGAUGUCUCAAAAAAUUCAAUUGAAUACAAUAACAGAAGGAAAGUACCAUAUGUCAGUAUACGGCUUCUAGAUCAAAAUUUCUUUACAGCACAAGGUACGAUAAAAGGUCAAAAUGAGUACUUGAAACCAAGCCUGAUAUUGUAUGUAACUGGAUUUACCUCAGGGAAUUACAGUUACAUACUUUUUAAUGAAAAAAAAUUAUUAGAUGCAACAUAUGCUUCCAAAAUUGUGCAUAUGUGCCGUAUGGAUGAUCAGUUAAAAACAUUUCAGGAAGUACCGUUAAUUUGCAAAACAAGUAAUAAGACAUAUAACUUUUUGAGGACUGCAAAGGUGUUUAAACCAGGUCAGAAUUUGCUAAGAUCCCUUCAAGUCCAGUUUCCAGAUCUAACAUCAGAUGAUGAUGUCAUGAUUGGACUUUUCUCUCAGGAUCCAGACAGUACUAGCUCAGCAAUAUGUAUGUUUGUUAUGAAAGAGGUCAAGAAGACUGUUCUCAUCAAUGCCAGGAAAUGUUUGAAUGGCAUAAAAAAUAAUGCUGCCAAUAAAAAGUAUGAAAACGGUUUAUCAUGCACAGAAGUAGCUGAGACAUUCCUUGAUGAGGAAUUACUGUGUUCUAGCUCCCUCAAUGUAAUCAUCGCUGGAGAGGAUUCUCUGAUAUCUGCUCCAGUCAUUCAGUUUCCUUUAACAAAUUACAGCUUUGUGUCUUUGGCUGUAACCAUCACCACCAAGUUCACAGUUGCAUUUUUAGGAACUUCAGUUGGCCAAAUCCAAAAGCUGGUAUUAAAGGCAACCGAUAAAGCUGAAUUGUACGACAAGGCCAUUAUUGUGGAUGAUGAUCAUACAAUCAACCAGGAUAUGAUGUUUGACAAAACCCAGAUGUUUCUUUAUGCCAUGAGUGACAGAAAGGUUGCCAAGAUACCAGUUCAAAAUUGUCAACAGUAUACCACAUGCAGUGAGUGUCUAUCAAGCAGAGACCCCUACUGUGGCUGGUGUACACUUGAACACAGAUGCUCAUUGAAGAGUGAGUGCUCAAAUCCAACAGCAAGCCGCUGGAAGAAUGUUUCAAACCCAGAUUUAUCCUGUAUAGCCAUUCUAAAUGUGUCACCACCAAUGGCCCAUGUCUCCCAAAAUAUCACACUAUAUUUAACAGUCAACGACCUACCAGAAAGUUUCAAUACAUCAUACAACUGUGUGUUUGGUUUCCAUAAUGGAAUUCAGCAAAAGUCAUCAGCCUUGAUAAGGAGUUAUGGGAUCGAGUGUAGAAAUCCACAUGUAGAUGAUGACAGCCUAGCCUUUAACAAUGCUUUAGGACAUAUCAACAUAACUUUGGGCAUUGAAUCCUUGGAAACGAAGCACAUCAUUGUAUCAAAACCAUAUCUUCUUUACAAUUGCAGCAGUUUCUCUAGCUGCUCCAGGUGUGUUGACAAUGUUUACUGGUGUGACUGGUGUGUUGCAGAGAACAAAUGUCAAUAUAACACUGAGAUGUGUUCUGGGGAGAGUGUCAGCAGUCGAAAUGAUACUUAUGUACAAAACUACACCAAUUACAUUAGCAAUGAAGGCAAAAGAGGAAAACUAUUUUGUCCAAUGGUAGACAAAGCUAAAACUGGGGAUAUAUAUUUACCAGAGGGCCGUUCGAAAACCAUUAUUAUCCAAGGAAGAAAUUUCCCUGCUGAGCCGAAUAUAUACAGUGCUAGUAUAUACCUGCCGAGAGGUCCAUUAGAGGUGCAGGGGAAAAGAGUAUCGGCAACUCAGUUGGAAUUUGUAAUCCAGCAGAUUUCAGAUAUUAAUUUACCCAGUGGUUUAUAUGAUGCUAAAAUGAUAGUGGUGUGGACAGCGCAGAAGUUCAACAUUGAAAAUGAUGGAUUAACAUUGACAUUGUACAGCUGCAUAGAACAGGCCAAAAAGGACUGCAGUGUUUGUAGAAAUCUAGAACUCACAAAACCGGCCAUGAACUGUAAAUGGUGUGAGGGUCAGUGUGUCUACACUCAGCAGAACUGUGCUACAUCAUCAUGUCCAGCUCCAAGUGUCACUCAUAUAUCUCCCCAGUCUGGUCAUUUUCUUGGUGGUACAGUUGUGACUAUUUAUGGUUCCAAUCUCGGUGUCAAAUUCUCUGACAUUGAAAAUAAUGUGACUGUAGCUGGAAUUGCAUGUAACGCCACAGCGAAGAAAGAAGACUAUGUGCCCUCUAAAAGAAUUCGCUGUAUUACGGGGAGUCGGAGUGGAAAAGGCAUUGGUCCAAUUAAACUACUUGCAGUCACACUACACCAGUGGAGUUUUGCCUACAAGGUUCCUUCAAUCAGCAGUAUUAAUCCAAGUUAUGCAGCUAAGUCUGGAGGUCGAGUCAUGAACUUGACAGGAGAAAACCUUGACAUUGGGAAUGGACCUUCAGUUUAUAUUAAUAAUGGAACAUGCAUGAUUAUGAGCAAAAAUUCCGAAUCAUUAUAUUGUGCUGUGCCGGCUGGUAACACAGGAAGUGCUGAUGUCCAAGUGCACAUUGAUGGAAAUGCAGUAGAAAAAAAGAUGCCACCCAAUGCAUUCAAAUAUGUAGAUGAUCCUACCAUUUCAGAAAUCGACCCACUUAAAUCUAUACAAAGUGGUGGAAGGAAGUUGACUAUUUCUGGAACUGGUUUUAAUGCUGUUGAUAAUAUUUAUUUAUUUGUUAUCUUCAAUGAUGGGUCCUACUCAUAUAAUGAGACUUGUACUAUCAACAACAGCAGUCUCAUUUACUGCCUCUCCCCUGCUGUUCGGAAAAAGAGUGCUGAAUACCUAGACUUGCCCUCUACUCGAAGUGAAAAUGCCUCUGUACCAAAGGAAAUAAAUGUCAGGACAGAUUUAGAAGAAAGAAGGAGGCGGAGACAGCCAAGCACUUGGGAGGCACAACUAGGAUUCUACAUGGACAAUGUCUUAUCUGUACAAAAUCUUAGUGCCUCCUUCCCUGGUGUGCCUUCAACGCUGGAUUACACAACAGAUCCAAUUAUUUUCGAUUUUGAAGAGGCAGAUAAAACAAAGACAUAUAGUCAAGGCAUUGUGCUGGCUAUAAAGGGAAUGUAUAUGAACUUAGCAGCCACUGAGAAUGAAGUUCGAGUGUUUGUAGGUCAAAGCCUGUGUAAUGUGACCAGCUUAACACCUGUUGAAAUAUACUGUAUACCACCUAGCAGACAACCUGAUGUACGGGAUGAUGGGAAUCAGCAUUCAGAUGGAAUACCCAGAGUUUUUGUUGUGUAUGGUAACCUGGAGAAAGUGGUGGGCUACCUGAAGUACAAGGAGACAGGGGAAGUAAAUCUGAUAGACUACCUUAUCCCUUCUCUCAUGGGUUUUGCUGCAGUUAUUGUGGUCAUUAUAUUAUUGGUUUGUUUGAGGUAUCGUAAACAACAGAAGAAUGCUGAGCGUGAAUACAAAGCCAUACAAUUACAGCUGGAUAAUUUGGAGAGUACUGUCAGAAAUGAAUGUAAACAAGCCUUUGCUGAGCUGCAAACAGAUAUGACCGACCUGACAACAGAUCUUGAGAGCAGCAGGAAGCCAUACCAUGACUAUGAUGAGUAUACCUUCAGGAUACUGUUCCCUGGGAUGUUUGAUCACAUCAUACUGCAGCCUCCACAGAAAAGUGGAAACAUGGAUAGGCAUCCAGAUGUGGCCAUAUCUCACUUCCGUCAACUUCUGAACAACAAGCACUUCCUGUUGAUGUUUGUGAGGACACUGGAGAAGCAGAAGACGUUUACCAUUAGAGACAGAGCCAAUGUGGCCUCUCUUUUGAUGAUACUAUUUCAAAACAACAUGGAGUACAUAACUCAAAUACUGAAUGCAUUACUGUUUGACCUAAUAGAAAAAUCCAUAGAGACAAAGAGAACAAAGAUCAUGCUGAGAAGAACUGAAUCUGUGGUGGAGAAGUUGUUGGCUAACUGGCUGUCCCUAUGUAUGUAUCGCUACCUGAGGGAGGAGGCUGGAUCAUCCCUCUACACACUGUACCAGGCCAUUAAGGUUCAGGUAGACAAAGGACCAGUGGACUGCAUCACUUGUGAGGCCAGGUACUCACUGUCUGAGGACAGACUACUGAGGACAGAAAAACAGCUGGAAUACUCUGUGCUUACUUUACUUGUUGAAUUUAAAGAAAAGCCCAUCACAAAGUGUAGAGUAUUAGACUGUGAUACUAUUACUCAGUCUAAAGAGAAAAUGAUUGAUGCUUUGUGUCGUAAUAUUCCAUACACACAGCGUCCAAGGGCUGCUGAUUUAGAUUUAGAGUGGACAAAGGAAGGAAAAAUUCUUUGUGAUGAAGAUAAUUCUACACCAAAAAUAGAUGGGUGGAAGAAGUUUAAUACUUUAAAGUAUUACAAAGUGGAAGAUGGAGCAGAAAUGACUCUUUUGGAGCAUCAGAACUGUCGCACAUUGCCACGGUCUCCUAAUGGGUCUUUACAUUCCGCUGGAUUUGCUUUCACAGUAAAUAGAGAAGCUCAGCCAAUCACACGAACAGAGAGUGAAGUUGGUUGCAAAUACUGGCAUCUUGUCAAACAGGAUGACUUAAACACAGGCAUCAAGAUCAGCUCAGAGGUUUUCUUAACUCGUUUGCUUGCUACAAAGGGAACACUGAAGAAGUAUGUUGAUGACUUUUUCACAAUAAUUCUAACUGCUAAUGAGAGCAUACCUCCAGUCAUCAAGUCUUUGUUUGAUUUUCUUGAUGAGGCAGCAACAAAAUACGAGGUUGAACCUGAAGUCGUGUACAACUGGAAGUGCAAUAGUGUUCCUUUGCGUUUCUGGGUGAACAUCAUCAAAAACCCAGAGUUUGUAUAUGAUAUCAACAAAACUAACAUUGUGGACUCCUGUCUCUCAGUUGUUGCUCAAGCCUUUAUGGAUAGUUGCUCAACCUCAGACCAAAACCUAGGAAAGGACUCUCCUUCCAACAAACUUUUAUUUGCCAAAGACAUCCCACAAUACAAGAGCUUAGUUGAGAAGUACUUUCAAGAUAUAAAAUCCAUGCCUGCUGUCAGUGAUCAGGACCUUAGUGCUUAUCUCAAUGAGGUCUCAAGGAUGGCAACCGAUCGGUUUACGAAAGAAAAUGCCCUUCAUGAACUUUACAACUAUGUACACGAGUACAGCAAUGCCAUUAAUGAAGGUUUGGAGGAAGAUCAGACAUCGUCAGCCCAACAGCUUCCUGCCAAACUAGGUCAUGUGAUCACAUCAAUGGAGGGGCCUUCGGCCUCUGGGCCAUCAUAUGUCUGACCCCAGGCAGAAUUCAGGUGGAUUCUACUUAAUUAAUCUGCAGUAUGUCAAAGAGCAAUACCUAAUGUUAUCAACAUCUUCAAGAAAUUGCCAUCAGACAACAAUAUUAGAUUUAUUUAUAAGUAAAAAAUAUGUAUGUGUAGAAUGUUCAUUAAGAAUUGGAAUUGAUAUGAUAUGCAUUUGUAAAUUUUUAUGAGGACUUAUUACUCAUGAUACGUGUGCAAUAAAAUUGUUUUAUAUUAGUACAAAGUACAUGUAACAUGAGAUGAAUAUGCAUCACUAUUAACAAAUGUGUCUUACUAUGUUAUUUCAUAAAAUAUCUUUUAAGCUUCCCUGACUUAAUUUUCUUAUCAAACAUUCAUCUGACAUCUAUUGUUUUAUUUUGUUUCACCAUUUAAACAACUGUAACUAAAGUUGGCACCAUUAGCAUUCUUGUGUAAAAGGCUUUUACGUUUGCUAGUAUUUAUUUUAGUAUUACACCUACUCCUAUGAAAGAUUGAUGAAAUAUUCAGGAAAGCAUUCUUCUGAAGAUGAUACAAUUAUAUUUAUAAACCUAAUUGAUCAUCUGUUGCACUUAAAAGAUCUAUUGAUAUCCUUUUGCAAUGGCAUCACAUGUGUGGUCACAGAUGUCAUAUAGUUUUCUCUUUUUGUUGUAAAAUAAUGUAUUGAGUUUACUCCUCUUAGUUUAACUGUUCUCAUUUCAAAUCCCUAAAUGUACCAGUAUUUACAGUGCAAUUUAUCAAUGGCUAGUAAAGAUGUACGUAUACUAUGCAAAAUUUCGUGAAAACUUAUUUAUCAUGAUAUAUACAAAAAUUUAGGAUUAGGAGUUGAAUUGUUUUUACUUGAUCUUGUAUAUGUUUAGUCUUUCAUUAACGGUAUUAUGUCCUUGCCAAAAGUUUUGGGUGUUCAGUUUUUAGGCAGUUCAAAUAAGCGAUGUAUAAUUGAAUCAAUGAAAUGAAGAAAUCGAAUUUGUUUUCAAUAAUUAUUGUAUAUUACUCAAAAUGUUAAUUGUUUCAUGGUUAUACAGAUUCACAUGGCAUUUUCCAUCAGUUUCACAAACCAAUUCUAUGUAUACCAAACAAGUGCAAUACAACUGUUUUGAUUAUAAUAUUUUUUUCUAUGCAUUAAAUACUAUCGUAGUCUUCAGUUUAAUGAAUGAAUGAGUGAAAGUUGUUUUAAUAAGCUAAAUGUAAGAAUUUUGUACACCAAUGAGUUCACAAUUAUUUCUUACAUUAUGGAUAUUAUACUUGUAUACAAAACAUUUUUUAGAAUUCUGUGCAUUAUCCAUGUUUUUAAAAGAUAAUCCUUUGAUAUGCAUGCUCAUUACAUAUAAUUGAUUGAAGCAGGAUUGAUCAUGUUGACCUGCUGUAGAUAGAAGUAAUUGUAUAAGAUAUUUUAAUGAAUAAAAAAGGUAAUACUU
Molecule: messenger RNA, 7502 nt
Organism: Magallana angulata
Lineage: Eukaryota; Metazoa; Mollusca; Bivalvia; Ostreida; Ostreidae
Product: plexin-B-like
Exons: 35
Coding region: 359-6082 (1907 amino acids)
Biological process (GO): semaphorin-plexin signaling pathway involved in axon guidance; positive regulation of axonogenesis; regulation of cell shape
Cellular component (GO): semaphorin receptor complex
Molecular function (GO): protein binding; semaphorin receptor activity
Source: RefSeq, a predicted model, not a curated record